GCUCAUCAGAGUAGCUCAUCGCAGUGCAAGUGUCCUUUUGUCUCUCAACAGUCGUGCACGUCCCUUCUUUGUCCUUAUCAUCAUCACAUUGUGAUGGAGUACAAGGUGGUGGAGAACAUCUACCUGCUGGUGAUCGUCACCCUGGUCAGCGUGCUACAGAAUGCUUUCUUUGCCCUCAAAGUGGAGAAGGAGUGCAACACACCUGCUUUCGAACGAGUAUCCUGCGCAAAGCGAAACUGUAUGGACGCCUAUGCCACCUUCCUUGCACUCAUGUGGUGCGCCGGCCUGUGCCUCAGCCAAGCUCCAGCUGCAUUCGCCGGCGUGGUGUACGUGUUGGUGCGUCACAAAUACUUUCUGGGCUACAUGGGACAAAGCUCACAGAGUACUCCGGGCUACCUGUUUGGCAAACGCAUGUUGUUUUUCUUGAUGCUGAUGUCCGUGCUGGGAAUUGUCAACUACCUGGUGGCGCGCUACUGCGGGAGCGACUACAAUAAAGAUAUGCUGGAGACCCUCACCAAGGCCGCCUCCGCAUUGCUGCUCAUCCCAUAGCGGCAUUAGCACCAACAAAGACGGACCCCACCAA
Molecule: messenger RNA, 583 nt
Organism: Hippocampus comes (tiger tail seahorse)
Lineage: Eukaryota; Metazoa; Chordata; Actinopteri; Syngnathiformes; Syngnathidae
Gene: alox5ap
Product: arachidonate 5-lipoxygenase-activating protein
Exons: 5
Coding region: 94-549 (151 amino acids)
Biological process (GO): leukotriene biosynthetic process
Cellular component (GO): nuclear envelope; endoplasmic reticulum; membrane
Molecular function (GO): glutathione peroxidase activity; leukotriene-C4 synthase activity; glutathione transferase activity
Source: RefSeq, a predicted model, not a curated record